Messenger RNA from Ziziphus jujuba (common jujube), 3805 nucleotides. RefSeq names its product ABC transporter B family member 15-like. Gene Ontology annotation, biological process: transmembrane transport. The record is from RefSeq and is a predicted model, not a curated record. Bases 1 to 3750 code for a protein of 1249 amino acids. Lineage: Eukaryota; Viridiplantae; Streptophyta; Magnoliopsida; Rosales; Rhamnaceae. Gene Ontology annotation, molecular function: ATP hydrolysis activity; ABC-type transporter activity; ATP binding. The transcript has 7 exons. Gene Ontology annotation, cellular component: membrane.
AUGGGUUCAGAGAAAAUUAGCAAUGAGGUGAAGAAGCAAGUAAAUGGGUCAUCAAUACGCUCCAUUUUGAUGCAUGCAGAUAGGAUGGAUAUGGGGCUCAUGAUUCUCGGGUUCAUAGGAUCCGUUUCUGGCGGGUUCUCUGCUCGGAUGGCGUUGUUUGUUUUUGCCAAUCUUGUAAACAAUAUUGGCAGCGCUUCUACUCUGGAUGCCCAUACUCUGCAUCAUAAUGUUAACAAGAAUGCGUUAGCUUUGUUUUACAUCGCUUGUGGGUUAUGGUUUGCUUGUUUUCUAGAAGGGUAUUGUUGGACAAGAACAGGGGAGAGACAAGCUGCAAGAAUAAGAGUCAUGUAUCUGAAAGCAGUACUACGACAAGACGUUGGCUAUUUUGAUUUGAAUGAAUCAACGACAUCUGAAGUUAUUACCACAAUUUCAAACGACAGCCUCAUUAUUCAAGAUGCUCUCAGUGAAAAGGUCCCAGACACGUUGAGAAGAGUGUCCAGGUUUGUAGGAUGUUAUACGGCAUCGUUUAUAAUGCUUUGGAAUUUGACGUUGGUGGCUAUCCCUUUGGCGUUGCUUCUGGUGAUUACUGUUUGGUUGUGUGGAAGAACUUUAAUGCAUUUAUCAGCAAAAAUCAGGAGGGAAUACAUUAGAGCUGGGAUGUUAGCAGAGCAGGCUAUGUCCUCCGUCAGAACGGUUUAUGCUUUUGGUGGUGAGAAAAAAACAGUAGAAGAAUUCUCUGCCGCUCUACAUGGGACUACGAAGUUGGGGUUAAAGACGGGUUUGGUCAAAGGCUUGGCCAUUGGAUGCAAAGGCAGUGUUUUUGCAAUUUGGUCAGCCAUGGCUUACUAUGGUAGCAGAUUGGUCAUGUAUCAUGGUGCUCGAGGAGGGACUGUUUUUGCAGUAGGUUCAUCGGUUGUCAAUGGUGCAAUGGAAUUAGGUGCUUGUUUAUCCAAUCUAAAGGACUUAGCCGAAGCUUGUUCUGCCGGAAAACGUAUAAAUGAGAUGAUAAAACGAGUCCCCAAGAUUGAUUCAGACAACUUGGAAGGCCAAAUUUUGGACAAUGUUUCUGGUGUAGUAGAAUUUAAACAUGUAAAAUUUGCUUAUCCAUCGAGACCAGAGAGUAUCGUCUAUGAAGAUUUAUGCUUAACUAUCCCAGCAGGAAAAACGGUUGCUCUAGUGGGUUCUAGUGGCUCUGGAAAAUCAACAAUGAUGUCUCUACUUCAAAGGUUUUACGACCCGAUUGAGGGAGAGAUUCUUCUAGAUGGGUUUGCCAUUGAUAAGCUGCAACUUAAGUGGCUACGGUCCCAAAUUGCGCUAGUGAGCCAAGAGCCUUCAUUGUUUUCAACCACCAUUGAGGAAAAUAUACUUGUUGGGAAGGAAGACGCUUCCAUGGAGGAUGUUGUCGAGGCCGCCAAAGCUUGCAAUGCUCAUCAUUUCAUCUGUGACUUGCCUCAAGGGUAUGAUUCUCAGGUAGGUGAGAGAGGUAUUCAAUUGUCAGGAGGACAAAAGCAAAGAAUAGCACUUGCUCGUGCAAUUAUACGAAAACCUCGCAUUCUUCUUCUAGACGAGGCCACAAGCGCGCUAGACUAUGAAUCAGAAAGAGUUGUUCAAGAAGCCAUAGACAAGGAGGUUGUCGGACGAACCACAAUGGUAAUUGCUCACCGCUUGUCCACCAUAAAAGAUGUCGAUAUUAUUGCUGUCAUUAAAGAUGGUCAAGUGGUGGAAACUGGACCACACUAUGAACUAGUACAGAACCCAAAUGGCUUUUACAAUUCGCUUGUCCAUCUCCAACGAAUGGAGAAUAAGAAAGUCCAAGAAGAAUGUAAUUCUACUGCUUUAUCCUCAACAACAAAUGCAGAAUUUUACAAGUAUUCAAGGAGUUGUAACCUCUCUAAUGGGGAUCAAUCAAGCCAUGCCAACUGUUCACUACUUAAUCAGCCACCCCAUAGAGUUGAUGAAUUAGAAGAACCAAAGAUUGCCACACCAUCGUUUUGGAGACUGUUGGAUUUGAAUAAGCCUGAAUGGAAGCAAGCAACAAUGGGGUGUUUGAGUUCAAUCCUUUUUGGUGCAGUUCAGCCUGUGUAUUCGUUUGCCAUGGGAGCCAUGCUAUCUGUGUAUUUCUUGAAAGAUCACCAUGAGAUUAAGAAGCAGACGAGGAUAUAUGCAUUAUGGUUUCUUGGACUGUCUAUAUUUUCACUUAUGGUCAACAUAAGCCAACAUUUUAAUUUUGCAUACAUGGGUGAGUACUUAACUAAACGAGUUAGAGAAAGGAUUCUUUCAAAGAUACUCACUUUUGAAGUUGGAUGGUUUGAUAAAGAUGAGAACUCAAGCGGUAUAGUUUGCUCAAGAAUAGCCAAAGAUGCCAAUAUGGUGAGAUCCUUAGUGGGUGAUAGGAUGUCUCUUCUUCUACAAAGCUUUGCUGCAGUAACCAUAGCAUGGACAAUGGGCUUGGUCAUAGCAUGGAGGCUUGCCAUCAUAACAAUAGCCACCCAACCUGUGGUCAUUGUAUGCUUCUACACUAGGAGUGUUCUACUUAAAACCAUGUCUAAGAAAUCCAUCAAAGCCCAAGAAGAAAGCUGCAAACUUGCUAACGAAGCAGUUUCCAAUCUCAGAACCAUUACUGCCUUCUCUUCCCAAGAUCGAAUAUUGAAAAUGCUCGAAGAGGCACAAGAAGGCCCACGCAAAGAGAGCAUUCGACAAUCUUGGUAUGCAGGGCUUGGACUUGCCUUUGCUCAAAGCAUUACUACUUGCACUUAUAGCCUAAACUAUUGGUAUGGUGGUAAGCUUGUCUCCCAAGGCUACAUCACAGCAAGACAAGUGUUCCAGACCAUUUUGAUCUUGGUAACCACAGGGCGUGUCAUAGCAGAUGCUGGAAGUAUGACCACUGACCUUGCUAGAGGCUCUGGGUCUGUUAGUUCAAUAUUUACUGUAUUGGACAGAGACACAAAAAUUGAGCCUCAAAACCUUGAAGGUAAUCAACCUAAAGAUAUAAAAGGGAAUGUCGAAUUCCAAGAUGUGUACUUUGCAUACCCAUCUAGGCCAAAUUUUAUGGUGUUCCAAGGCUUCUCAAUCAACAUAGAAGCUGGAAAAUCUACAGCCCUAGUAGGACGAAGUGGGUCUGGAAAAUCAUCAAUCAUUGGUUUAAUUGAGAGAUUUUAUGACCCAUUAACAGGUAUAGUGAAAAUUGAUGGUCAAGACAUAAAGUCCUACCAUUUGAGGUCAUUGAGAAAACACAUUGCACUUGUUAGUCAAGAGCCAACAUUAUUUGCAGCAACAAUUAGAGAAAACAUAGCGUAUGGAGCAUCAGGAGAGAUUAGUGAAACAGAGAUCAUAGAGGCCGCUAAGGUGGCCAAUGCUCAUGAAUUUAUUGCAGGGCUUAAAGAUGGCUAUGAAACUUGGUGUGGUGACAAAGGAAUACUACUAUCUGGGGGCCAAAAGCAGCGCAUUGCAAUAGCUCGGGCUAUAGUAAGAAACCCAAGAGUGCUACUAUUAGACGAGGCAACAAGUGCGCUUGAUAGUCAGUCAGAAGAAAUUCUGCAACAUGCUUUGGAGUGUAUGAUGGUAAGCAGAACUAGCGUGGUUGUGGCUCAUAGAUUGAGUACCAUACAGGGAUGCAAUUUGAUUGUUGUUUUGGAUAAAGGAAAGGUCGUAGAACAAGGAACCCAUCCUUCUCUAAUGGCUAGAGGUUCUUAUGGAGCAUACUACUCUCUAUUAACUGUGCAAAAGUCCAAAAGAUCCCUACAUGGUUAAAUUAAAAUUAUCACAUCGAAUAAACCGGUUUUGUGUAAUCUGGAAAUGAUAUUGU